Molecule: messenger RNA, 1257 nt
Organism: Clonostachys rhizophaga
Lineage: Eukaryota; Fungi; Ascomycota; Sordariomycetes; Hypocreales; Bionectriaceae
Source: the annotation of a GenBank genome assembly
AUGCCUCUUAACAUCCUCGUCGCUGGUGGGGGCUUGGGAGGUUUGGGUGCUGCCAUCGCUUUAGCUCGCGCCGGCCAUAAUGUCGAGAUCUUCGAGCAAUCGAGUUUCCUCAAUGAAGUUGGCGCUGCAAUCCACAUUGCCCCCAACGCCACUAGGAUCUUAAAGUCCUGGGGCGUUGAUUUCGAUGAUCUUCAGGCGGUCCUUUGCAACGGCAUAAAGCUCUAUGACAACACAGGGAAGCUAAUGUCUGUCCCUGUGGACAAUGAAAAACUCCAGAAGAAGAUCGGCUCUAAUGACGAGUGGAUAUUGACUCACCGUGUUGACCUACACAGCGCUCUACUAAAGACUGCUACGAGUAUCGCGUGUGGCCACAAGAUCAAGAUUCACACUGCAAGCAAAGUUGCUUCAGCCGACGCGGAAACUGGCGAGAUCACGCUUUGUGAUGGAACUAAGCACAGAGGCGACCUGCUAAUUGGAGCAGAUGGUGUUCACUCCAAAGUCGUUGCUGCCGUUGCAGGCCAUAAACCCAAGAGUGUGGGCACAAAGCAGAAUACAUUCAGAUUCUUGGUUCCAAUUGACAAGGUUCUGGCAAAUCCAAUAACGGGACCAUUCUUCAAAGAUCUUGGUUUUGAUUGGCAGCAUGUAUUCAUAGCAAAAGAUCGACGACUUGUUAUAUACCCCUGUCGCAGGGGUACACUGCUCAAUAUUGUUGCGGUACAUCCAGCGAACGAUGACGGUCUUGGCUCUGAAUCCUCAUGGUUGGCAGGAGGCGAGGUAGAGGACCUCGUUCAUGUCUACAAGGAUUUCUCGCCUGUGCUCGGCGAGUUGUGCAGAAUCGCCGAGGACUUGAAGCUGUGGAGCUUAGCCACGAGAGAUCCUCCCACCCAGUUCUGGAAGGGGAAGACUGUCUUGGUAGGAGAUGCUGCUCACCCUAUGCUGCCGCAUCAAGGACAAGGCGGAGGGCAAUCAUUUGAAGAUGACGCAGCUCUUGGAGUUUUGUUCCCGGCAGACACUACCGUAGAUGACAUCCCCAGGCGACUCGAGCUCUACAACCGAGUCCGGUACGCGCGAGCAGUCACCGUCAUGUUCAUGUCAAAGGUUAAUGAUGAGAGACGAGGGAUGAUGAUGGAUGACCUUCACAAGUUUGUACCCGAUGCGGUGCUGCCUCCGGACAUGUUUCCCUAUCUGUGGAACAAUUACGUUCUCCAGGAUGCGCAAAAGGCGCUCGAAGAGCAAGAUCAUGUUUUGUCGAUGUAG